Messenger RNA from Ziziphus jujuba (common jujube), 3210 nucleotides. RefSeq lists its product as uncharacterized. Gene Ontology annotation, molecular function: protein binding. Lineage: Eukaryota; Viridiplantae; Streptophyta; Magnoliopsida; Rosales; Rhamnaceae. The record is from RefSeq and is a predicted model, not a curated record. The transcript is spliced from 8 exons. Bases 362 to 2626 code for a protein of 754 amino acids.
AGAGAGUCUUAAAAGGUCUCGGUCAUCGGACUAUCUAUAUCCGGAUUUGCCCCCACGAGAUUUUGUUUUGUGUUUUAUUUAUUUAUUUAUUUUUUUAAAGGCUGCUUGGUUUGGCAGAAGAACACUCUCUAGAGAGAGAGAGAGAGAGAGAGAAACAUUGGAAGAGCAAGUUAAUCCCCAAUCCCCAUGGAUGGAUGAUGACGAUGAUGAUGAAUUGGUGGUUUCUUGUGUUUGGCGGACUUAAUAACGAAAAUCCAGAUUAUUCGUGGGGAGUAUAUAGAAUGCUGCCUGGGGCUUUGAAUAGGUGGAAUUUCUGGGUUGGGUGUUGGUUUUACGGGUUGAACGGUUGAGCCUUGAGUUGAUGGGAAGCAUGAGCGAGGAAGAGGAUCCAUAUUUCGAUAGUCGUGAUGACAUUACCUCUGUUUCCGAUUCGGGCUCCGAUUGCCCUGACAAUACCGACUCUGAUUAUGGGGUGGUUGAUAGUUUUCCAGCUAGUGUAGGAUAUGAGGUUUGGAUUAAGAACCCGGUAAGCAUUCGUGAGCGGCGCAACAAAUUUCUAAGGUGGAUGGGUUUAGGUGAGAAAAAAAUAGUGGGAGAGGAUCCUGAGAUUACAUCUUCUGAUGAAUUGGAGGUGGAUACUGAUAGAAUUACUGAGUACAGUUACAGUGGUGCAGUUUUAGGAUCAUCAAGAUUUGAUGAUCGGUUUUCCUCGAGUCAUUCUUCCAUGUCUUGUCGGUCAACUGAUGCUAGAGAAUUGCUAGAUCGGGCAUUUGAAGAGAACUUCAAUUGUAGGAUCAGAAAUUUGGAUGAUGGGACAGAAUUCAUUGUGGAUGAAAUGGGAGAGGAUGGGAUGCUGACUAGACUACGCAAGGUCGGUUCAGAUUCAUUACUUACUGUUCAGGAGUUCGAGAGGAGUCUUGGCUUAUCCCCCUUGGUUCAGCAGAUGAUGCGGAGAGAAGUUGAACAGACUUCCAAUUUGGAGGUGGCUAGAAAGCAGGUGAAGAAAGGGUGGUUGAGGAGAAUAGGGGUUGUGGCCUGCAUUGUUGAUAGACAAGUGGAAGCUGGUACUGUGAAUUGCAAUGAUUCCUAUCCAGUUGCAAGGUCUAGGAAUCAAACUGUUAAGGUUAGGUCUUACAAGAAGCGAUCUAAGGAAUUAUCAGCGCUUUAUAUGAAGCAAGAUAUACAGGCCCAUGAAGGUUCAAUUUUAGCAAUGAAAUUCAGUCAUGAAGGUCAGUACCUUGCAAGUGCUGGUGAAGAUGGAAUUGUGCGUGUAUGGCAGGUAAUGGAAUCAGAGAGAUCGGAUGAAUUUGACAUUCUUUGUAGUGAUCCUUCAUGUGCAUACUUCAGGAUUAAUUAUCUACGUGAAGUUGUCCCCCUUCAUGUGGAGAAAAAUGGUAAACUGAAGAAUACAAGGAAAACAUCUGAUUCAUCUUGUGUUAUUUUCCCUAAAAAAUUAUUCCAGAUAUUGGAUAAACCAAUCCAUGAAUUCCAUGGGCAUUGUGGUGCGGUAUUGGACCUCUCAUGGUCAAAAAACAAGCAGCUGUUGUCAUCCUCUAUGGACAAGACUGUACGGUUGUGGCAAGUUGGAUACAAUCAGUGCCUAAAAAUAUUUUCACACAAUAACUAUGUCACAAGUGUUCAAUUUAAUCCUGUAGAUGAUAACUACUUCAUCAGUGGUUCUAUAGAUGGAAAAGUACGCAUUUGGGCAAUUUCUGGUUGCCAAGUUGUUGAUUGGACUGAUAUAACAGAAAUAGUAACGGCUGUCUGUUAUCGCCCUGAUGGAAAGGGAGGAAUUAUUGGCUCCAUGAAUGGUGAUUGCCGCUUUUAUGAUGCAUCAGAUAAUCGUCUGCAAUUGUACGCUCAAAUAUGCUUGCAGGGUAAGAAGAAGUCACCACUCAAGAGGAUAACUGGUUUUCAGUUUUCUCCAACUGACCCGAGCAAACUACUGGUUACAUCUGCUGAUUCACAAGUUCGGGUUCUUUGUGGAGUUGAUGUUAUCUGCAAAUACCGAGGCCUCCAAAAUGCAGGAAGCCAGGCAUCUGCAUGCUUCACCUCCGACGGGAGUCAUAUUGUUUCAGCAGGGGAGGAUUCUAAUGUAUAUAUCUGGAAUAAUAGUAGCAAUGAUGGACCUGUGGCCCAAGCAAAGAACCACUGGUCUUGUGAGCGUUUCUUCUCAAACAAUGCUUCAGUUGCUGUCCCUUGGUGUAGGAUGACUUGCAGCCAGUAUUGUCUGUCAAGUAGUACAUCGGGAGCAUCAGCAUCUCCUGAUCCUCAUUUCAAUGCACAGAGAUACGAUCAGGAAAGAGGGUCACAGCAAUAUGAGCUGGUAGAGGAUUCACUGCAAAAUAUGCGAUUCUCAUCAUCCAGUCCUUUGUCGCUGAGUCAUCGAUUUUUCUCGGAGCCUUUAGUGCUCAAGGGAUCUGCAACUUGGCCAGAGGAGAAGCUUCCUCCCCCAAGUUCGUUGUCUGUGUCAUCUGCAAUGUGUAAAUCACAAUUCAAGCUUUUGAAAUCAUCUUGCCAGAGCAUGAAUGGUUGUCCGCAUGCAUGGGGUAUGGUUAUUGUAACUGCUGGCUGGGAUGGACGGAUCAGAGCAUUCCAAAAUUACGGAUUACCAAUUCGGCUUUGAUUAUGUUGAGACCAUAGAUUUUCUGGAGAUGAUUUCUUUCGAAAGUUAGCAGCUGAAUUUGGCGUGGCACAUGUUUAUAUCGUAUCAAAGUCAGCCUUGAGAAACCAGGUAUGAGGCCAGAGGCAUUCACAAUCUGACUGAUUUCCUGAAGUUUAUAAUCUGGAUAGCUGAACAUAAUGCCCAGCCACAGCAGGCCCUUGAUGAAAGUAGUUAACUUUGAAGCAUUCUGUUAGAGAAAAGUUUUUGUAGCAAUGUUGAUUGUUUGGUGGGACAACUGGGGUGUACAGUAUACUCGAUGGAACUAAAAUAAAAAAAGAGUGUCGAUUUUUCUUAUACCGUACCUUGGCUGAGGGUCAAAAAUGUGGCCGAUCAGUUAAAAAAGAAGAAGAAGAUAUAAAAUGUCAUUGUAAUUAUUACAUUCUUUAAUUUAUUUCCUUCGAAAGUGAUGGUGAUAUUUAUACAACAUGUAUUAAGAAGCUUCAUUACUUGCAUCCAUUGUGGGAUGGCAUUGUAAAUAUGUUGGAAAUACAUGUUAGUCUUGGAUGUGAAUCGAAAGUGAUGAGUGACCAUUUGGGUUUGAGAAA